Phytophthora nicotianae INRA-310 is the source of this 324-nucleotide messenger RNA. RefSeq lists its product as hypothetical. Bases 1 to 324 code for a protein of 107 amino acids. Gene Ontology annotation, cellular component: DUBm complex; SAGA complex; nuclear pore. NCBI's taxonomy places the organism in Eukaryota, Oomycota, Peronosporomycetes, Peronosporales, Peronosporaceae. The record is from RefSeq and is a predicted model, not a curated record. Gene Ontology annotation, biological process: poly(A)+ mRNA export from nucleus; regulation of transcription by RNA polymerase II; positive regulation of DNA-templated transcription. Gene Ontology annotation, molecular function: chromatin binding; transcription coactivator activity. The transcript is spliced from 4 exons.
AUGGAAGAGACACACGCUGACCGCCAGCGACAGGAUGAGGAGGUCAAGGCGCGCAUCAGUGAGCGACUGGUGCAGAGCGGCGAGAAGGAGCGACUGAAGGAGCUGCUGCGACUCAAACUGGUCGAGUGCGGCUGGCGCGAUGAGAUGAAGCUGCACUGCAAAGAGGUGAUCCGGAAUAAGGGCAUCGACCAAGUGACGGUGGAAGAUCUGAUCGAGGAAAUUACACCCAAAGGAAGAGCAUCGGUGCCUGAAGACGUUAAGAGCGAUCUGCUGGAGAAGAUUAAAGCGUUUAUUGAGAAGGAAGCUGACAUUAAGACGACCUAG